UACGUGUAGAUUUUAAAUUUUUCCUAACUUAAGUAAAAUCAAUAAUAUAAUAACAGUAUAUUAUUUUAUUUUAAAAAAUUACGUUGUGGUAAUUAAGUGAAAUCUAAAAAAAAUACUACUUGCCAAAGUCUAAUCAUGUUGGGCAUGGCUUCAUUAGCAAUUAAGUAUUUGUUAUUUAUUUUCAAUCUUAUAAUAUUUUUAAGUGGAAUUUUAUUAUUAUCAGUUGGACUAUCUAUACGAAAUGUUUAUAUUCAGUAUGAAUUAUUUCUCAAUGAAAAUUAUUUUACUGCACCUUACCUACUGAUUAUUGUUGGCCUUAUAGUUUUAUCAGUAUCUUUUUUUGGUUGUUGCGGUACAUUGAAAGAAAACAAUUGUAUGAUGCAUACUUUUGGAAUUCUAUUAGGGACAUGUUUUCUAAUGGAACUUACUGGAGGUUUAGCUGGAUUUAUUUUAUCAGAAAAAGCUUAUUCUGUUGUUACUAACAAUCUUCAUGAUACCAUGUUACUUUACAAUAAAACAAAUCAAAUAACUCAUAUUUGGGAUGGACUACAAACAACACUUCAAUGUUGUGGAGCAGAAAAUGUAAAUGAUUGGUAUGUAAUACUGAAUAAUAAAUUACCCAUGUCAUGUUGUGGACCAGUUGAAGGAGCUAUUGGUCAACAAUCUUGUACUAAAGAUUCAGAUACUUUAUAUAAACAACCUUGUUAUGAAUCUCUAACAAAAAUUGUAAAAGAAAAUGCUAGUACUCUUGGGUGUGUAGCGAUGGGAAUAGCUCUUUUACAGAUAACUGGUAUUAUGCUUUCUUGUUCACUAUCUAAAUCAGUAAAACGUAGUUACAAUGCUUUUUGAGGAAUGUAUUUGAGAAAAGAUAUAAAUUUCAUAGGUUUAUUUAUCAAUAUAUUUUUAUAAUAAUAAUAAUGUAUUCUAGUAUUAAAAUUAAUUCAUAAUGUAUAACUUUCAUGCAAGGAAUAUGAGUGAUGUAAAUGUAGAGUUCAACUAUGGUUAUAAUCAAACUAAAAUGAUUAGUUGUACAUAAAAAUAAAAUUAUAAAAGAAAAUUGUACAAUAGAAAAAACUCAAAUAGUAUAUAGUUCAUUUUUUAAUACUUUUUAUUUUGUAAUAAAUAGAAAACGAAAAUUUUAAGUUGAAAAUUUAAGACCUUAUAUUCCUUGCAUCUCAUCUUUAUUUGGAUUUAUGACUUAUUUUGUUUAUGGAAAAUGAUAUCUAUGUAUAUUAAUAAAUUAUAACUUAACGACAUGUCUUAA
Molecule: messenger RNA, 1264 nt
Organism: Daktulosphaira vitifoliae (grape phylloxera)
Lineage: Eukaryota; Metazoa; Arthropoda; Insecta; Hemiptera; Phylloxeridae
Product: CD63 antigen-like
Exons: 6
Coding region: 136-849 (237 amino acids)
Cellular component (GO): membrane
Source: RefSeq, a predicted model, not a curated record